AUCAAUAGCUGUACAUCGCGAAAUGCGCAAGGUUCGGUACAAUUUACUUGAGGACGGUUCCUCGGUGAAGGAUGCGAUAAAUUCGGUAGUGGAGCGCGGUCCACGGGACGAUCCGGUUCACAUACUCGAUUUGGAUGAUGUGGUGGCGAAGCAUCGCGUCUGGCGGGAAAUGCUGCCGCGUGUGGAAACUUUCUAUGCUGUGAAAUGCAACGAUCACCCGGCUGUUCUCCGAACACUGUUCGCUCUUGGAACCGGCUUCGAUUGUGCGUCCAGGCGGGAGAUUGAAAAAAUUAUUGAUCUAGGAGCAGAUCCAAGCAGGAUAAUCUUCGCACAUACGACUAAAUCAAUCAGUUCUAUCACUUUCGCCAAGCAAUGCGGUAUUGAGCUGCUAACAUUCGAUGGCGAAAUAGAGUUAGAUAAAAUCAAGCAAUUCCAUCCAGGGGCAUCAUUGGUUCUUCGGAUUCGAUAUGACUCUGACAAAGCCUUGAUUUCACUGGGGAAGAAGUUCGGUUGCCAUCCGAAGCAGGAAGGACCUCAGUUACUGGAAUAUGCGAAAGAACUUGGUUUGAACGUGAUUGGUAUCAGUUUUCAUGUUGGUACCGGUAGCAGUGAUCAUGAAUGUUUCUAUGGAGCCAUCGAAUCUGCGCGGGAAUUGUUCGAGUUUGCGAAAACGAUUGGUUUCAAUUUUUCUUUGCUGGACAUCGGUGGAGGUUUCCCGGGAGAUCACGACAAACCAAUCAAUUUAUAUGCGGAAACCAUCAACAGCAGUCUUCAGCGAUUCUUUCCCGUUGGAUCCAAUGUUCGGAUAAUUGCAGAACCGGGUCGAUAUUACGUGGCAUCAGCGGUCACCUUGAUCGCGAAUGUUCACUCAAAACGGAUUGUACGAAAUCCUCAGGGAGCGGUUUCGGAAAUGAUGUACUAUCUGAACGAUGGAAUGUAUGGUUCAUUCGAUGGGUGGAAUCCUCGCACGCACCCGCCCUUGGUGAUCUCAGCUAGUCGUGACAUUGCACGCUCACCGGAACGUUUUCCUACGGUUCUUUGGGGUCCCACGUGUGAUUCCGUGGAUCUGAUUUCGUCUGGGUUGCUGAUGGAGGAGCUGCAAAUUGGUGAUUUCCUAGUGUUCGAUGAUAUGGGAGCGUACGGAAUGGCCGUGGCGACCAACUUCAAUGGAUUUGCGAAACCUCGGGUGUUGGUUUAUAUCAGCCGAAGAACCUGGGAACAAUUGAAAUAGGAUAAGUUGAAGUUAGUACACGUGGAAAACACAGAAUUUGUAUGAGAUUAGUGUGUUUCGACGUCUGAAAAUGUGUGUGAAUUGAAACGUGAGGUAGUAAAUCGAUAUACUUUAUGUUCAUGAGGAUAUUUCCGAAUCUGCUCAAAAGUGCAAACAGAAGAAAGAUGAAUGGAAAACAAUCAGUAUUAUGAUAAUCAAGUGAUUUUUUCCUAAGAAUGUAUAAUUUAUUGAUAACUGAAUUCUGUUAAAAUCAAGUUCAUACUAAAUGUUUUUACAAC
Toxorhynchites rutilus septentrionalis is the source of this 1509-nucleotide messenger RNA. Its product is annotated as ornithine decarboxylase 1-like. The coding region runs from base 23 to 1231 and encodes 402 amino acids. Gene Ontology annotation, cellular component: cytoplasm. Lineage: Eukaryota; Metazoa; Arthropoda; Insecta; Diptera; Culicidae. The transcript has a single exon. Gene Ontology annotation, molecular function: ornithine decarboxylase activity. The record is from RefSeq and is a predicted model, not a curated record.